Messenger RNA from Vigna angularis (adzuki bean), 1884 nucleotides. RefSeq lists its product as uncharacterized. The transcript has 5 exons. Gene Ontology annotation, molecular function: protein binding. The record is from RefSeq and is a predicted model, not a curated record. Lineage: Eukaryota; Viridiplantae; Streptophyta; Magnoliopsida; Fabales; Fabaceae. Bases 422 to 1687 code for a protein of 421 amino acids.
CUGUGUUGUGUUAUGUUUUUCGUUGUUGGUUUUUUUUUUGCACAGAAUUGGGCUUCUUUUGGUUGGGUCACGAAACCCAUUUGUCUUACCACGAGAGCGGGAGAGGAGGCGAAGGUGAGAGUCUCCGAGAGAGGAACAUUGGAGCAAACCCCAAUCCUCUUCUUCCUCAAUUUUCGUCUGCUCUUCAAACUCGAAUGAAAACCACCACCAUUCUUCCCACUUUGUUUUCUCUUUUGCUUCAAAACCCGUAAACCCUAGGAUAAAGGGGGAAGCAACCCAGAGUGUAGAGCAUCGGAAAACAAAGGCGAAUCGUGAGCAAUCGAGAGCGUGGAAGUGGAGAGCGAGAGGUGUUCAAAGAGUUUCGCGUCGAGGGUUUUAGCGUGAGGAGAAUUCUUACCAGUGAAAGAGACGAAGGAUAGAAAUGGAUCUUCUGUGGAAUGCUUAUUCUAAUGUCUCAGAUGACGAAGAACAACCCAAACGGCAAAGACUAUCAUCCUCUUCCUCUAAUCUGCCAAAACGACAUCUUCCUUUGCUGUCUCCUCCUUUAUUUCACCGAACGCAAUCUCCCAUUCCGGGAAGUUAUAUAUCAAAACGACAACGCGCUCUGAUGGGUCCCACCCCUGUCCCUCUUCUUGAUCCCGUUCCUGUUCCAUCUCCCGUCAUGCUACCAGGUAGUAUCUCAGUUACUGAUGUACACCAUAAUAUUUUGUCAUUGUUGAAAAGUAAAGCAAAGGAUCAUCAAAGCCAAAACCUGAUAUCUGAAAAGCUAUCUGCAACUUUAUCCGGGCAUACUAGUGCAGUCAAUGCUAUACAUUGGUCAUCAACUCAUGCUCACCUACUUGCAUCUGCUGGGAUGGAUCACACAAUUUUCAUAUGGAAUGUAUGGAGCAGAAAUCAGAAGAAAGCGUGUAUGCUAAACUUCCACAAUGCUGCAGUCAAAGAUGUGAAAUGGUCUCCGCAAGGCCACUUUCUACUUUCUUGUGGAUAUGAUUGCACGACAAGAUUGGUCGACGUUGAAAAGGGAUUGGAGACUCAGGUUUUCAGAGAAGAUCAAAUUGUUGCAGUUAUAAAGUUCCAUCCAGACAAUUCAAAUAUCUUCCUUUCUGGAGGUUCAAAUGGCCAUAUCAAAUUGUGGGAUGUCAGAACGGGCAAAGUAGUUCAUAAUUAUAAUCGAAAUUUAGGUCCAAUUCUCGAUCUUGAGUUCACAAUGAAUGGGAAGCAAUUCAUUUCUUCUUGUGAUGUAUCUCAAAGUAAUAUCAGUGAGAACGCUAUUAUUGUUUGGGAUGUUUCAAGGGAGGUACCAUUGUCUAACCAGGUUUAUGCAGAAGCUUAUACAUGUCCUUGCGUGAGGCUGCACCCAUUUGAUUCAAUUUUUGUUGCCCAGUCAAAUGGAAAUUAUGUUGCAAUCUUUACUUCCACCCCACCUUACAGGCUCAACAAAUAUAAGCGAUAUGAGGGCCAUGUGAUCUCUGGGUUCCCAAUCAAGUGUAAUUUCAGCUUGGAUGGGAAAAAACUUGCUUCUGGCUCUUCAGAUGGUUCUAUCUUCCUUUAUGAUUAUCAGUCAUCCAAAGUUGUGAAGAAAAUCAAGGCCCAUGAUCAAGCAUGCAUAGAUGUUGCCUUCCACCCCAUUAUACCUAAUAUUAUUGCUUCAUGCUCGUGGGAUGGAAGUAUUUUGGUAUUUGAGUAGUGAUACCUAUUAUCAUCCCAUUCCAGGGUAAUCUUUAAUUUUCCCAAAAGUCAAUGGGCAUGCAUUUGGUUACUUCUAGAAAAUGAUUUGCUAGGAGAGUGGAAAACUCUAGCUUUCUCUUAGUCUAGGCAGCUGUUUCUUGUUUAUUAGAUACUGUGUGAAUAAUGAAACCUCUCACAAGUCAAUGUUUUCUUAAA